GACGUUUUGGGAAUAAUGUCGGGCAAUGUUGGGAUGGAACAGCUUAUCCCGUUGGUUAACCGGCUGCAAGAUGCAUUUUCCUCAUUAGGAGUCCCACUUAAUUUGGAUCUGCCACAGAUUGCUGUAGUUGGGAGCCAAAGUGCAGGAAAAAGCAGUGUUUUGGAAAAUUUCGUCGGUCGAGACUUUCUCCCUCGUGGAAGUGGAAUUGUCACACGCCGACCUUUGGUCUUGCAACUAAUCAAUUCUCGCAACGAAUAUGCCGAAUUCCUACACUGCAAAAACAAGCAGUUUACAGACUUUGAUGAGGUUCGCAAGGAAAUAGAAGCAGAGACAGACAGGCUAACUGGAAGUAACAAGGGAAUCUCCAACACUCCUAUUAAUCUUCGUGUUUACUCUCCCAAUGUUCUCAACUUAACUCUGAUUGACCUGCCUGGAAUGACUAAAGUUCCUGUCGGUGAUCAACCUCUAGAUAUUGAAGUUCAAAUUAGAUCAAUGAUUUUGGAAUUUAUUACGCAGGAAAAUUGUUUAAUUUUGGCUGUUUCCCCCGCGAAUUCCGAUUUAGCUAAUUCAGAUGCAUUAAAGUUGUCCAAAGAAGUAGACCCUCAAGGUUUGCGAACAAUAGGAGUAGUAACAAAGUUGGAUUUAAUGGAUCAGGGUACGGAUGCUCGAGAAAUCUUGGAAAACCGUCUUCUGCCACUUAGAAGAGGCUAUAUCGGUGUGGUUAAUCGUAGUCAGCGGGAUAUUGAAGGUCGUAAAGAUAUUAAAGCUGCUUUAGCAGCUGAGAGAAAAUUCUUUCUAAGUCAUCCAUCUUAUCGUCAUAUGGCUGAUCGAAUGGGAACACCAUUUUUACAAUCUACAUUAAAUCAACAAUUAACUAAUCAUAUUCGAGAUACUUUACCUGGUCUAAGAAAUAAAAUCCAAUCACAAAUGUUAGCUAUGGAAAAAGAAGUUGAAGAAUAUAAACAUUACAAACCUAGUGAUCCAUCUUUUAAAACUAAAGCUUUGCUCCUAACAGUACAAAGUUUUGAAAAAGAUUUUCAUCAUGCAAUUGAUGGAGGAGGUUCUGAAAUAGAUACAAAAACGUUAUCUGGUGGCGCAUUAAUUAAUCGUAUAUUCCAUGAGCGUCUACCAUAUGAAAUGAACAAGAUCGAAACUGAUGAAGAAGAAUUACGGAAAGAAAUAAGUUACGCCAUUCGUAAUAUACAUGGUAUUAGAACUGGAUUAUUCACGCCUGAUUUGGCUUUCGAAACUAUAACUCGUAAACAAAUUGAUAAAAUGAAAAUACCGUCAUUGAAAUGUGCUGAUUUAGUUGUGGCUCAAUUGACUGAAAUUGUACACGCAUGUACUGCACGUAUGGAGAAUUUUCCACGUUUAAGGGAAGAAACAGAGCGUAUUGUGAAUCAAUGGAUUCGUGAAAGAGAAAUUCGUGCCAGAGAUCAAAUUGUACUGUUGGUUGACAUACAGUUAUCCUAUAUGAAUACCAAUCAUGAAGAUUUUAUUGGUUUUGAGAGGAAUUCUCUCAUACAUACGCCGCUACGUAUAUUACGUGCAGAACAACAGUCGUCAGAAGUAGCAAAAAAUAAACCUGGAAAUAAGGUAAUUCGUAAAGGUUGGUUAUCUUUGCAAAAUGUUACUUUGCUUCGUGGAGGUAACAAAGAUUUUUGGUUUGUAUUAAAUACUGAAUCAUUGACCUGGUACAAAGAUGAUGAGGAGAAAGAAAAGCGUUAUGUCCUAUUAUUGGAUGGUUUAAAAAUACGCGAUAUUGAAACGGGAUUUUUCGGUAAAAAGCAUGCUUUUGCACUAUUUUAUCCGGAUAAUCAUAAUGUCUACAAAGACUACAAACAAUUGGAAUUGUGUGCUGAAUCAGCUGAAUUAGUUGAUUCAUGGAAGGCAUCAUUUUUGCGUGCUGGUGUUUAUCCAGCUAAAACUAAAUCGGAAAAAACGGAGCAAUCUGACACUUCAUCACUUGAAUCCAGUGAGCCUCAGCUGGAACGUCAAGUAGAAAUUAUACGAAAUCUAGUCGAUUCAUACAUGAAAAUUGUGAUUAAAACGCAGUUAGAUUUGGUACCAAAAUUGUUAAUGCAUAUGCUUGUUAAUGAGAUUAAAUCCUUCUUAAAAGGUGAACUAUUACCAAAUUUAUAUCAAGCUGGUGACUUGGUGAGAUUCUUUUAUUAUUCAGAAUGAAUCAGUUAUAUUGCUUUAUUUCAUUUCUUUUAUAAAUAGAUUUUUAAUUAAUCUCUGUUUAAUAGUAUUAUGGUGAUAAAUUAAUGGAAUUCAUGAAUUGAUUAGACAUAAUUUUUUUUCCUGAUUUUAUUCCAUGUUGUUGAAUGGAUCGAAUUCGUCAUGAAAAUCAUUUUCAAAAAAAUUGUAUCAUUGUCAUUCACUAUGCCAUAAACUAAGAAAGUCAAAAUAAACUUUAUUUUACUGUUAAUAAUUUCUGACUUAUUUUUUGCAAAUAAAUUUUACUCACUUUACUUAUAUAAAAAAGCAAACAAUAAAUUCAGUGAAUCAGUUAAUGAAUAUUAGCUUCAAAUAUCUCCAAUUAUGUGUAGCCUUAAUUAAUUUACUUCUAAAUCAAAAUUCCUGCUUCGGUUUGGGCACCCGGGCAGUAUCACAGCCCUCACACAUAUCAAAUGAGAUCUGUGUGGCGCAUAUGUAUUUGGGGCCUCCUUGUACAAAUAUUUAUGUGUUAAAAUAAAUAAAUCAAUAUAAUCCAGUUGGUGUAAUCUUAGUUUGAUGUUACUCAAACAUCAUUAAAUUUCACUGAUCAGUGUUGUUUUUUUUAUAUAUAACAAAAAGUAGUAUGAGUUCUUUUGUUCACUUAUAUUCUAGCUGUAAAGUAUGGAAUUGCUUACUUACUUACACUUGUUAUUCCCAAUGAAGCAUAAGCUGCUGACCAGUAUUCUUCAACCCACUUUGUCCUGGACCUUCCUUUCCAGUUCUAUCCAAUUUUUGUUCAGUUUUCUCAUAUCUGUCUCCAUUUCUCGGUGUAAUGUGUUCUUUGGCCUUGAAGAUUCCAUGUGACACAGUUGGGUGCUUUCCUCAAUGUAUCUCGUAUCCACUUCCACGCUUCUUCCUGAUUUCUUCCUCUGGGAUCUGAUUUGUUCUCCCCCGUAGUAGGUUCUUGCUGGUAGUGUCUGGCCAACGGUUCCGAAGUAUUUUGCGUAGACAAUUGUUAAUAAACACUUGUAUCUUCUGGAUGAUGGCUUUUGUAGUUCUCCAGGUUUCGGCCUCAUACAGUAAUAAAGUAUGGAAUGGAAUGUUUGAAUUUUGAUUGUUUUUACACUUGAAAAGAAAGUGGACCUUACUAAUCACCAGAAUUUAGGAUUGUAAUGAAACACAAAAUAAUUUGAUUAUAAUAAUUCUUAAUGAUAUUUGGUAUUUAAUCCAAUUAGUGUGAUUUUCUUUUAAUGUCUAUACAUAUACUGUCAUUGUUAUUACACUUUAAGAAUUCAUUAAUGUCUGAAUCAUUGGGGGUUCAACAAAAACGCGAUGAAAUGGUCCGCGUUUAUGAUGCUAUGAAAGAAGCGUUGAAUAUUAUAAGUGAAGUGUCUAUGUCCACUGUAUCAACACCAAUUCCACCACCAGUCAAUGAUGACUGGUUACAGGUAAAUGGUUAUUUUAUGUAUUUUUUUUCACUUAAAGUAAAUCAAUACAACUUAGCUAUCACAUUUAUGUCCAUAUGGUAGACCAUAUUUUACUGUUUGCUGAUUGAUAAUCCUGACUAUACGUUCAAAGCGUCAUAGAUACUAAAUGCUUAUGGUCUUAUUUUCAUGUGAUAUGACCUUCUAACUUACAUUCUAGCCUGGAGCAUCUUUUUAUGUUAAAAAUAAUUUCUUUUUACUCUUCAAAUAGUGAAUCACUCUGGUGUUAGAAUAACUUCAAAUUAUAUCCUAAAAUCUCCAUUAUUACGUAUCUUUUCUUGUACGUUGAAGUCAGUUAUUUAAAUAAAUACGUCGAAUUUUAUUUCCAUGUUGUAACAUUGACUUAAACCUACCCUGGUAAUAUUGACUUAUUAUCCAGAGUCAUUAGGUUUCGAAUCGUGUUCACAUUAUUAUUACUCUUAUUAUUAUCCUUAUCUCCUCUUACCCCAUUUCCAGUCUAGUUGACCUUUUAUUUUUAUUGAUAAAUACUCUUAACAAGUAUAUGUGUGGUCAGAUUGUUCGAAAUGUAUUGCGCUAAUAUAUCACAUAAUUCUGAUAAUCUUCACCUUAUUACAUUACCGAAAUUUAUCAAAGGGACUGAUUACUUUAAAUAUCAAUAUAAUAAAACAUGUAUGUGAACCUCAAACAACUAACAGACUUUCAUAGAUAAAUUUCAACAGUCGAGAAAAUUAAACCUCUCCAUGUUGACUGUGUUAAGCAUUUCCAGUUGAUUUGUUUCGAUUUCAGUUAUUAUAUGAUAUUUAAAAAAUUUGCUAUUGUUUUUAAUCGUCCUUACAUUUUAAUAAAUAGAGUGAUAUUCCAGGCGGUUUAACUGCUCCGGGAUCUACAGGUACACUUCCUCCUCCUAGUCCAACAGCUAAUCGUCGUCCACCAGCACCACCUCCUCCUGGUGGAUGGAAUUCUACAAGUAAUACGGGUUCAAUCAAAGGCUCUGGUCCCAGACAAGUACCAUCAGUUCCUGCCAAAACAAGUUCUGGACAACUGCCUUCUCCAUUGAUUCCACAACGGUUAUAUCCAGCUGACAUGUUCUCGAUCGUAAAAGAUUCCAAUUCUCCUGGAUUAAUUAAUUCUAUGACAAGUUUUCCACUAGUACCACCAUCCAUUCCUGCGCGUCGUUGAUAAGUCACAUCACUCAAACACUGUUAUCAGAAUCCAUUAAUGCAAUUAUUUAUUCCUAAAAUCAAUAUUACAUUUUCUUCUAAUAAUAAUAUUAUAUUGUGAAAAACAGUUUCAGUUGGUGACGAUUUAUGUCAAACAAUUAUACAUUUCAAUGUGUUACAUCAGUUAACUUACAUGCGAACCUCAAUGCACAUGGACACACUCAUAUAUAUAUAUAUAUAUAUAUAUAUAUAUAUAUAUAUAUAUAUAUAUAAAAUUUAUGAAGCUUGGUUAAUAACCAAGCUGUUUUGAUGCAUAAUAACAAAUAUUGUUGUAUACUUCAUAAAUUAUUCUUAUUGUUGUAAUCAAUCUCAUUCAACAUUAUCAUCAUCAUCAUAUUCCUUACCGUCUUCAACUUUAUUCUUCAAACCAUAUAUUUACACAGUAGUAUACGGUUACUAUUGAUCUUUUAUUUAAACUUCUGUUUGUAAUUAUAUUACAGUUGUUAUUCCUUUAUCACUAUUAUCAUUACCUAAAACCCAUACUACAUUUAUUACCAGUUUAUGGUAAUGUUAAUGAUAAGUAUAAUAUUACUUAUGAUUGGUUUGGAAAAUAUUAUUAUUCAUUCCUUG
Schistosoma mattheei is the source of this 5395-nucleotide messenger RNA. Lineage: Eukaryota; Metazoa; Platyhelminthes; Trematoda; Strigeidida; Schistosomatidae. The record is from the annotation of a GenBank genome assembly.